AUGAUGAACCAGACUGCUGUGACCAACUUUAUCAUCCUCGGUUUCUCAGCCUUCACAAAUAUCUCUCUUCCCAUUUUCUUCUUUCUCCUCAUCAUAUACUUGACCACUCUGGCCGGUAAUGGAGCAGUUGUCUACGUUGUGCGUUCAGAUCCUGCUCUGCAAUCUCCCAUGUACUUCUUCUUGUGUAACUUAUCCAUCUUGGAGAUAGUCUACUCAUCCGUCACCAUGCCAAAAAUUCUUAUCAAUCUCCUUUCGGAAAACAAGAAAAUCUCAUUUCUUGGCUGCGCCGUUCAAAUGUUCUUCUUCUUGUCAUUGGGAACCACUGAAUGUCUUCUUCUGGCCAUAAUGGCCUUUGACCGUUUCACCGCCAUUUGUAGACCUCUUAUAUAUCAUCUGGUCAUGAGCUCUAAGAACUGUUGUUGUCUUUCUGCUUUUUCGUGGUUGUCUGGGGCUUUACUUUCCAUGGGGCAGACCAUGUUUAUCUUCCACCUGCCCUACUGCGGGCCGAAUGUCAUUGACCACUUUUUCUGUGACAUACCCCCAGUCCUGAAGCUAGCAUGCUCAGAAACCUACCUGAAUGAGAUUGCCAUCUUUAGCGUAUGCGUGGCCAUCCUUUUGAUGCCCUUCCUUCUCAUCCUAGGUUCCUACACCCAAAUCAUCUCUACUCUACUAAAAAUGACCUCUGUGGACAAUCGCAGUAAAGCGUACUCCACUUGUGCAUCUCACAUGACUUCCGUCACUCUUUUCUAUGGCACAGCGUCUUUCAUGUACCUUCGGCCCCGAUCUCUGUAUUCUUUGGAGUCUGACCGUUUCUUGGCUCUCUUCUACAGUGUGGUGACCCCUAUGCUAAACCCUCUUAUCUACAGUUUAAGGAACCAAGAUGUAAAGGCUUCAUUUCUAAGGAUACUAAGACGAUUAAAAAAAUAAAAUCUUUUUACCAUCGGAUGUCAUUUCCAUCCUUAUUAUUUUUAG
Hyla sarda is the source of this 972-nucleotide messenger RNA. Its product is annotated as olfactory receptor 10C1-like. NCBI's taxonomy places the organism in Eukaryota, Metazoa, Chordata, Amphibia, Anura, Hylidae. Gene Ontology annotation, cellular component: membrane. Gene Ontology annotation, molecular function: G protein-coupled receptor activity; olfactory receptor activity. The record is from RefSeq and is a predicted model, not a curated record. Gene Ontology annotation, biological process: G protein-coupled receptor signaling pathway. The transcript has a single exon.